This is a messenger RNA of Dracunculus medinensis (Guinea worm), 624 nucleotides long. The record is from the annotation of a GenBank genome assembly. NCBI's taxonomy places the organism in Eukaryota, Metazoa, Nematoda, Chromadorea, Rhabditida, Dracunculidae.
AUGCCAAAGAGUAUUACUGCUAACGAUAAUAUUUAUAUUAAUAAUAAACAAUCAACAUCAAACGUUGAUAAUAUUCGUGCAAUGACGUUGCAAAUUCAGAGUUGUGAAGAAAAUCCUCUUGGAAAACUAAUGGAGCAAUAUAACCGUCUCGCAUCUGAAAAUCUUGUAGAUGAAGCCAAGAAAGAAAUAAAAAAUGAUCUGAUUAGCUCCUUAUCAUAUCAAUCAUCGUCGGCAUCGUCAUUAGCUGCAGUAACAGCAGUAACUACUUAUCCAUCAUAUGCAUGGAAUACUACAUCAAAUUCAACAUGGUUAACAGAUCCAAAUUCAACAUGGCCAUAUUAUAAUAAUAAUGGUGAUACUGCAACAUACAAUCCAUAUUUAACGAGUCAAUUUCAUGGUUUUUUAUCGGCAGCUAGUAUUAAUACGACUAGUAACAUACAAUAUUCCAAUAAAAUAACCUAUUCUAAUGCACCAACAAGCUCAUUGUUGCCGCAUAUUGCUGGGGGCAAAUUUCAAACAAGUCGCUUGAACUGUGAAUGUCCAAACUGUCAAGAGGCUGAAAGAAUAGUUGCGCACGAGUAUCAAGGCUUCGAUUUCAGUUCCUUAAUGGGAACUUGUCAUUAA